GUUGCAAAUGAAUCACACGCUUCCUUUUUUUGGCUGAAUCAAAAUUAAGCACGUUAAAUAAAUAAGCCAUGGCACAGCUCGGAAAGCCAUUGAUAGUUUCUCUUUAAAAUAGUCUCCAUCCUUUUCCUUAUGCCAAUAAGCUAUCAUUGAUUCAUUUUGCAUUGCCACUAUUUCUCUUUCCAAUAUAAACAGCCAUAGUACUUUUUAAUGCUCCAAAAAACUGCUCGUUUUGGUUGAACUUGGUGUCAUCAUGGAAGAUACAGAGAGCAGCAGUAGCAGAGUCUUGGAUUUUACACGGACUCAGAGUCAGAGUCAGAGUCAGAGUCGAUUCAGCAGAGAGCAGGGGCAGAAGAUAGUUGUGUACAAUGAAGUCCUUCACCAACUUAAGCACUUGAACGAAGCAGAGACCAAUCAUCCUGAUUUUGAAGAUGAACUCUGGGCACAUUUUCAUGGCCUCCCUGCUCGGUAUGCUGUGGAUAUGAAUGCCGAGAGGGCACAAGAUGUUCUUAUGCACAAAAGAUUACUGAAGAUGGCACGCAACCCUUCUAUUAGACAUGCAAUUGAUGUCCGUCUUGUGCAGGUUCAUUCUACUUCGGGUGGAAAUUGUAGUUCUUCUCGGCAUUCAAACUUUCAAAGAGAAGUGGAUGCUCAAUGUUCUGAUUAUCUCAGCAAACAUAGUGUUCAUCCACCACCUGCGUUUGGUCCAUCACCUGAUGUUGAACUCACUCUUGAAGUCAACCAAUUACAUGUUCAAGACAGGCAUGACAACGUGAAUGAUAAUCGUCUUUAUUCCCGGGCAACGUAUGAAAUUACAAUUUCAACAUACGACAAGCCCAAAAUUUUCAAUCAGUUGAGUUCCUUACUGUCUGAGAUUGGACUGAACAUUCAAGAAGCACAUGCUUUUUCCACUAUAGAUGGCUUCUUUUUGGAUGUUUUCCUUGUUGAUAGUUUAGCACACGAGGAGACUGAACAGCUUAAAAAUAAGCUGUUAAAGAAAAUACCAAGAAUUGAGAAGCAACCUUUGUUGACAUGUGACAGUGUUCCUUCUGCUGGGAAGCAAAACCAAAGUGGGAUCAAGUUUAUCUCUAACUAUGUAAAUCUACCCUCUAACGGAAUUGAUGUCAGAGAAAUUGACCCUAGCUCAUUGAUAUAUGAAAAGAAAAUUGUAUCUGUAUCAUUUUGCGACUUGUAUAAAGGUACUUUUUGUUAUCAAGAUGUGGCAAUCAAAGUUCUUAGGGCUGAACAUAUGAAUGAAAAUAUGCAGAGGGAAUUUACUCAAGAAGUCAUUAUGAUGAGGGAAAUCCAGCACAAGAAUGUUGUCCAAUUCAUCGGGGCAUGUACAAGACCUCCAAGCCUUUGUAUUGUCAUGGAGUACAUGUCUGGUGGAAGCAUACAUGACUUUCUGCAUAAACAAAAGAAUGUUUUCACACACCCAGACUUAAUCAGAGUAGCCAUUGAUGUUUCUAAGGGAAUGAAGUAUUUGCACCACAAUAAUAUAAUCCAUCGGGACUUGAAAGCUGCCAAUCUUUUGAUGGAUGGAAAUGGAGUUGUCAAGAUUAGUGAUUUUGGCAUUGCUAGAAUGCAAGCUCAAUCUGGUGUUAUGACUGCCGAAACUGGAACAUACCGUUGGAUGGCUCCAGAGGUUAUUGAACACAAACCAUAUGAUCACAAAGUUGAUGUUUUCAGCUUUGGAGUUCUACUGUGGGAGUUGCUUACAGGAAAGCUCCCGUAUGAGCAAUUGUCCCCAUUACAAGCAGCAGUUGGUGUGGUUCAGAAGGGUCUGAGGCCUAUAAUUCCAAAGCAGACUCCUCAAAAGCUUGGGGAAUUGCUUGAGAGAUGUUGGCAGCAAGAUCCAUCUUCAAGACCAGAAUUCUCAGAAAUUUUAGAAAUUUUGCAGCACAUGGCCAAGAGGGUUGCAGCAGAGGGAAUGGACCGGCAGAAGGGGAAAUCACCUAGAAGAGUAUCUGCUUUUGUACGGAGUGUCGAUUGAAGUGCAACUUGCAAGUGAGAAGGCUGUUUAUAACACAUGUAAUGAUGUAAUUAUAUUGUUUUGCUGAGUUCCUUUCACUUUGUUUUUUCUCCAUUUGGAACUUUCUUCUGUUAAUCUAAAUAAUGACUAGAUAGCCUGAACAGUUACUGAAUUUAGUAAUAAUCCAAACACUUCUUUCAGUA
This is a messenger RNA of Quercus robur (English oak), 2172 nucleotides long. RefSeq names its product serine/threonine-protein kinase STY46-like. Gene Ontology annotation, molecular function: ATP binding; protein kinase activity. The record is from RefSeq and is a predicted model, not a curated record. The transcript is spliced from 16 exons. Bases 251 to 1990 code for a protein of 579 amino acids. Gene Ontology annotation, biological process: protein phosphorylation. NCBI's taxonomy places the organism in Eukaryota, Viridiplantae, Streptophyta, Magnoliopsida, Fagales, Fagaceae.